This is a messenger RNA of Perkinsus marinus ATCC 50983, 897 nucleotides long. RefSeq names its product cyclin-dependent serine/threonine protein kinase, putative. Gene Ontology annotation, biological process: protein phosphorylation. The record is from RefSeq and is a predicted model, not a curated record. The transcript is spliced from 3 exons. Gene Ontology annotation, molecular function: protein kinase activity; ATP binding. The coding region runs from base 1 to 897 and encodes 298 amino acids. Lineage: Eukaryota; Perkinsozoa; Perkinsida; Perkinsidae.
AUGUCGGAGCUGCAGAGCCCUAGGAGUGGCCUCAGCUCGGCUGCUGCUGGCAAUGGUAGUUGCACAUUCAACACGUCUAGUGUUGAGUACCUGGCCCUAAAGGAACAGGUAGGGUCGGAGACUACUUUGGAGAACGCCACGGAGCUGCUGAGGGAGUCUUAUGUCCUUCACGCUGUGUGUGGGCAUAGGAAUGUGGUGUCGUUGGCUGGGAUAGCGGCUGAUCCCGACACAGAGACCUAUUCUGGGAGGUUCCUAGCAACGCAGCUGUUGGAAAGUUCCCUUCCAGCGGUUAUCUAUGGACCCACGAGCACUGACAGUGUGGUAUUGGAUUCGAAGGCGGUGCAUGGGUUUGCCCUGGACAUCGCGUGUGGGUUGGCGUAUAUGCAUCGGCACUCCCUCGUUCAUGGUGAUGUGAAAAGUCCGAAUGUGUUGGUGGAUUUGAGGACUACUCCUCCUACGGCUAAGUUGUGCGACUUCGGGCAUUCGGCGAAUAGGAUAGUGCCGAGGUACCAACGAAGAAUGUGUACCUUUGGCUGGGCUAGUCCGGAGAGCCUUCGUGAUGAUGAUAUCAGCACGCCUAGCGAUGUGUGGUCUUGGGCGUGUAUUGUGUGGGAGAUGGUGAACAGGGAGAUACCGUGGAGGAUGUGCUCUCACAGUGAGAUGGUAGCAGCGGUAGGAAUGUGCGGUCUCCACCCUGGGCGGUACAUUGGUAACGGCUGUAUGAACGCCAAGAUGUGCCCUCUGCUGAAGCGUAUGACGGACCGGUGUUGGGUGUAUAACCCGACGCAUAGGGUGAGCAUGGAGAGGUGUGUGAGGGCACUACGAAGGAAUAGACAACGGACGAUCAAGCGAUGUGAAAUGGACUUGUGGGAAUUUUUUGGGGAAGUUGAGGGAUAG